This is a messenger RNA of Meyerozyma guilliermondii ATCC 6260, 1407 nucleotides long. RefSeq lists its product as uncharacterized. The transcript has a single exon. The record is from RefSeq and is a predicted model, not a curated record. Lineage: Eukaryota; Fungi; Ascomycota; Pichiomycetes; Serinales; Debaryomycetaceae. The coding region runs from base 1 to 1407 and encodes 468 amino acids.
AUGCACUUCGCUCCUUCGCACCUGCAGGAACUGCAUCAACUUUUCGAAUUUUUCCAGAUACUACCAAUGAUCGGUGCCAUACGAUCCACGGGUAUCAGGCGUCUAGGAACGAAGCAAACGUUUCUGUUCGUCCCAAAUGACGAAAGGUUCAAAUUUGAGAGCGAAAAAUUGACUCCUGAAGAAAACAGAGCCGCUAUACCUCGAAGACCAAACUUCGAUCAUCUUCCAAAAUAUCAUCAUGAGAUUCCCAGUCCUGAAAAUGUUGCUGAUUUUCUCUCCAGACCACAAUUUAAUGACCUCUUUACGACAACACUUGCAAAAGAUGCUCCUUUCACAGGAAAUAGUAACCACAAGAUGGUGACUAUGAACGGAGAAGAUACAGUGAUCAACUUGUAUUACACAAUUACUGCAACUAAAUGGUUCGAAGUAUUCAAUAACGAGAUCCUAGAGUUGAGAGAAAUAGAUGAUGAAGUCGAAAGCUUGUCAUUUUUCAACAAGGAUACUCACUCCAAGACUGAAGCUCUUAUUAGCUCUGCAAGAAAGGAACUAAAAUCUGACUUAUUUACAACUCAAGGACUCGGUGAAUUAUUCGAAACUCUUCUCAAAGGCUCGAAUAUGUUUCGUUAUGGUUCACAAAGCAUGUCGUUUGGCUCCUUGGCCAACUACUUUCUUCACUCCGACGAAUGCGUUGAAAGUAGCCAUAAUCUAGUGCAGUUGUUGACCUAUAUAGAUCAACACAUCUACGAGAUGACUGCUGCGAGUACUAAAAACUUUGUUACCAAGCUUGUGGAUGUCGUUUAUCACACCCAUGUAUCAGAUAUCAGGGCCAAACUCGAAGGUUUGCUCAAUUUUUCCAACAACCCAACGAUAAAAACGGUACUUGAAGAAGUGGACUCUGCGACCUUGGAUAGACUUGCAUACUUGCACACAAUGUCCUCGAGCUUCGACGAAGCCAGAGCUAUGCUUCACAUACUAGUUCAGGAGCGAAAAGUUGCACCGAGCGCUGAGACCUUUGACUUUUUCCUUUCUUCUUAUCUCAAGCAUGUCAGCCCUAUAGCGCUGAGCCCUCAAUUGCAUACUAAAGUGUUGCGGGAGUUAAAACCACUUAAGCCAGCAUUGUUUCACCGGGGAAUCACACCAGCUUAUGCCAAACGAAUUUUGGAUGAGAUAGUGACUAGCGAGUUUGACUUGCAACAGUUCAUUAACCUAGUUUUGAACAGAUCCACAGAUGAUAUUUUGAGCAAAUUGUGCAAGGAUAUAGUCUUAAAAGCUAUACAAUUAGGUAAAGACCAACCAUUGGCAGUACGCUCGUUGAAGAUAUCAAAUCUUGUUGAACGUUUGAAAGCCUCAGGCAAUCUUGACAAAGAGACUAUAGACGAGCUCUCUACUGUAGCGACAAAAAUAUAA